Babesia ovata is the source of this 765-nucleotide messenger RNA. RefSeq lists its product as uncharacterized. NCBI's taxonomy places the organism in Eukaryota, Apicomplexa, Aconoidasida, Piroplasmida, Babesiidae. The transcript has a single exon. Bases 1 to 765 code for a protein of 254 amino acids. The record is from RefSeq and is a predicted model, not a curated record.
AUGGUAUACAGUUCGUUAACUGAAGCCCCUCGUAACCUCAAGGAGGGCAUUGACUGGUUGAUGGCGCUGAAGGGGACUGACGAUGAAAACGGCUUGAAGGCUAUGAGUGCAGCCCUUUACGAUUUCCUCGCACAACAGCCUGUUGGAAAGAUGGAGCUGCCAGCUCUCGAGGAAGUCAAACUUAUUUCUAAGGAGUUCCUGGAGCAAAAGGAGCUUAAGUACCAGCCAUUCGUUGAAGACCUGCUGGGGAGAUUCAAUAAGCCUAUGAAUAAAAACCUCAGUGGUUGCGCAAAGUACCUUGACAAUUCCGACGAGAGCGAUCAUGAGAACGUCGUAAAGUCCAGGGGUGUAAAACCUAAAGACAUCGCAAAGAACAUAGUUAAAGUUGUGGAUGGUUGCGCGCAGUUCCUAGAAAAGAUCAAAAACCCUGGCCAGUACGAGUCUGCUUACAGUUCGGAGGCGACGUGGGAUACAUCAUGCUCGAAGGACCCAGAAGCUUGCGUAGUGAUUUUGGUGGGCAUUGCGCCAAUGUUGUACGCAGGCCUACGUUCUUUGCGGAUUGCGAGCAAUACUACCCCCUUGUCACGUCUAGGGUGUCAUAAUAAGAAGAUUAAAUUGGUAAGUGUAUUGAAAGCCUUGGGCUACGAGGAGGCGGAACGCCGCGCUAAAAUGAGUGGUUCAGAUGUCUUCAAGGCGUUGAAAUCUGUGAGUCAUGAAAUGUUGGUCACACUAUAUGACAUCGCUGGAUUCUGGGCAUUCUAUUGA